Molecule: messenger RNA, 584 nt
Organism: Paramuricea clavata
Lineage: Eukaryota; Metazoa; Cnidaria; Anthozoa; Malacalcyonacea; Plexauridae
Source: the annotation of a GenBank genome assembly
AUGUCUCUCUCACUUGGCGUAGUACCCAUCAAUUGGAAACGUGCUAAUAUCACGGCCGUAUUUAAGAAAGACGAUCCUUCACUUUCGUGCAAUUAUCGGCCGAUUUCUCUACUCUGUGUGUUGUCUAAAGUUCUAGAACGUUGCGUUCACAGUCACUCCUACUACCACUUAGCACCACUCAUCUACAAGAUGCAACACGGUUUCAUGAGGGGGAAAUCAACAACAACCCAACUGUUAGAAGUGUACCAUGACAUUCUGGAACAUGUUGCGAGUGGUAAGGAAGUCGAUGCUAUUUACCUGGAUUUAUCGAAAGCCUUUGACAAAGUUCCACACAAUCUGUUGUUGAAGAAACUCGAGAAUUCCGGAAUUGGCGGGCCUCUCCUUGCAUGGUUUCGAAGCUACUUGACAGAUCGAAAACAACGUGUAGUUCUUCAUGGCGUGUGUUCCGAUUGGCUCCCGGUUACAUCUGGCGUACCACAAGGCUCCAUACUUGGUCCACUUUUGUUUCUGAUCUACUGCAAUGACGUUCAAAAUUACAUACAAGCAAACUCGACACUCGCACUCUUUGCCGACGAUUCUAAACU